Messenger RNA from Maylandia zebra (zebra mbuna), 781 nucleotides. It is a transcript of the gene elovl8a, whose product is annotated as ELOVL fatty acid elongase 8a. Gene Ontology annotation, molecular function: fatty acid elongase activity. The record is from RefSeq and is a predicted model, not a curated record. Gene Ontology annotation, cellular component: endoplasmic reticulum membrane. Gene Ontology annotation, biological process: fatty acid elongation, monounsaturated fatty acid; fatty acid elongation, saturated fatty acid; very long-chain fatty acid biosynthetic process. NCBI's taxonomy places the organism in Eukaryota, Metazoa, Chordata, Actinopteri, Cichliformes, Cichlidae.
UUAGACAAAAGGACAGACAACUGGCUUCUGGUCUAUUCUCCUGUGCCAAUUAGCUGUGUCUUCCUGUGUUACUUGAUCAUUAUAUGGGUGGGGUCAAAGCUAAUGGCAAGGAGGCAGCCAGUCAACCUCAGACCUGUCUUGAUAGUUUACAACUUUGCCAUGGUCUGCCUGUCUGCCUACAUGUUCUAUGAGUUUACAACCUCUUCCUGGUUGGCAGGAUACAGUCUGCUGUGCCAGCCAGUGGACUACAGUGACAGCCCAUUGGCCAUGAGGAUGGCCAGAGUGUGCUGGUGGUUCUACUUCUCCAAAGUUAUAGAGCUCUGUGACACUAUAUUUUUUAUCCUAAGGAAGAAGAACAGUCAACUGACCUUCCUCCAUGUCUACCACCACGCCACAAUGAUCUUCAACUGGUGGGCUGGGGUUAAAUAUGUGGCUGGUGGACAGUCUUUCCUGAUAGGUCUGAUUAACUCCCUCGUCCAUAUAGUGAUGUACAUGUAUUACGGCCUGGCAGCUGUGGGACCAAGCAUGACCAAAUACUUGUGGUGGAAACGUUACCUCACCACCCUACAGCUGCUCCAGUUUUUCAUAGUGACUAUCCAUACCAGCUACAAUCUGUUUGCUGACUGUGACUUCCCUGACUAUAUGAACAUCACUGUUUUGGCAUAUUCUCUCAGCCUCAUCAUUCUCUUCAGUAACUUCUACUACAGAAGCUACCUCGUCAAAAAGAACAAGAAAACUUAACUCAAACUCAAAACUGUUAUGAGAGAGGGAAAAAAGUAAA